This is a messenger RNA of Candidula unifasciata, 1557 nucleotides long. Lineage: Eukaryota; Metazoa; Mollusca; Gastropoda; Stylommatophora; Geomitridae. The record is from the annotation of a GenBank genome assembly.
CUGUUCGGGUGACCAACAUCCGACUAAUGAAUGGAACAAGUGCAUCAAUCCGAGUCGGGAGGGUUGAGAUCCAGGUUGAUAACAAUAACACCUGGGGUUCGAUCUGCGAUGAUGGCUGGGACAACAAGGAAGCCAUUGUGGUUUGCAGAUCACUGGGCUUCACAAAUGGAGGAAUAGCAGUAACAGAUACGAGGUAUGGAACAGGAAGUUAUUUGUUCCUAAUGGAUGAUUCAGCCUGUACGGGAGAUGAAUCCUCGUUGUCUGAGUGUUUAUCCAGCCAGGUUUCAGACUGUAAACGAGGUACUGACACAGAGGCCGGAGUGGAAUGUAACAUGAAUCUUGGGCCAGGUCAGUCUACUCAGACUCCUGCGACCACAUCAACUUCAAAACCCAGUAUUAUUAGUGGCAACUGUGAUUUGUUGUUGCCUGCAGGUCAGACAACUCCAACUGUCAGGUUAGCUGGCAGACAAGGAGUUGAUGGUAUAGGUUAUGUAGAAGUUCAACAACCUAAUGGAGGAUGGGGAUUUGUUUGUGAUGAUGGCUGGAGCUCUGAAGCUGCAAAGAUAGUCUGUGCCCAGAUGUGCUUCCCCACUAACUACACAGCCAAACCAGGUAUUCCUGCAGAAUUAAAGCCAAGUCUAGCCAACCGUACAGUGAUCUUGGAUGAUGUUCGUUGCAUCGCCCCAGUGCCAGUCCUGGUCUGCGGACAAGGGAAAAUGAUUGCCCAGUUUUCUCGAGCACAGGACAGCAAUCUGGAAGCCAAGCAUUUGAGCAUAUUGAAUCAACCCAACUGUCCAGAUGUAUCGACCAAUACUAGUUCCCAGUAUGUGGCUAUAAUUAUUCCAGUGGAUAAAUGUGGUACUAGAACAUCGAGAAAUGGCACUCACAUAAUUUACUACAAUGAGAUUAAGUAUGACUUCACAUCUCAGGAAGGGUCCAUUACUAGAGUCAACACAUACAGAGUCCAGAUCUCAUGUAUACUACCUGUUGAUGUGGAAGUCACUCAGAGAGUUGAACCCAUCACACAAGCAGUCACACAGUCAGCAGUUGGAAACUUUCCAGUUCAGCUGACCAUCUACCGGAAUGACUCAUUCACUGUUCCGGUUAAUGAAAAUCCAGUUCAAAUUCCUCUGGGUGAAUAUCUAAACAUGGUCGUUUCCAUGGAAGAGUACGACCCAAACUUGAAAUUGGUGGUCACAAAUUGCAUAGCCAGCCCAACUGGGGAUAUACUGGCAAAUAUACGCAGGAUUUUGUUUGCAGAUAAAUGCAGUCAAGAGCCAUCAUUGACUUUCUAUCCACUAAGCAACUUCCGGUUUGGUUUUCGUUUCAAACCUUUCAAAUUUGUGGGCUAUGACAUCCUGUAUAUUCACUGCGAUGCUAUAAUAUGUCUGGCCUCUGACAACACCCAGGAAUGUGACCGUACAUGUGCAAACAGUAAAACGAAUGUCACCACAACUCCUGCAAGUUCAGGUCGGAGAAGACGAAAUGCCAAUAUUUACAGUGGCAGGGCCGUCUCACCAGCUAUUAUCAUCUAUGACCCUCAUGCUCCAGUCUCAA